CGGGUACGUUCGCUUGUUCGCAAAGGCAGUGCACUUGAGAAGGCCCGUCGAAGGCUGUUCUCGACGUGUAUGUUUUAAACAGUCCGCAACAUGUUAAUGAGUUUUUGUCAAAUUCUUAUUAAAAAUUCAUACAGUGGAUUCAGUAUACGAAAGAAAAUUACUAGUGCUAGACAUUUACCCUCUUGAUCAAGUAUCUUUUUUAGUAUAAAUUGUGCAGGAAAAAAAGUGAAGAACGAUGCCAGGCAAAGGAGGGAGAAGAGGAAAAUCCGGGCACGGUGGAAAAAAGGCUGAAAUAACAUCUGAUGAGGAUUCGAUCAACAAUGAUGCGUGCAGUGUCUCUAGUGGUCAGUCAGAUAAUCGCAGCAUGCCUGAUGAUGUAAAUGAUAAUGAAGUUGAUGAAAUUGCACAACAAGAGGCAUUUGAGGAAAAAUUGAAAGAAGCUAUUGAUGGUCUAACACAAAGAAGUGCAAAGGGCAGGAUAAUCUGCUUUAAUGGAAUUGAAAAGAUCUUUGCGAUUAAGUAUGUUCCAGACUUCGUAGAGGAUAGAAAGAUUACUAUUUCGGAUUCUAUAGAACGAAGUUUGAAGAAGGGAAGAUCUGAAGAACAGUUGACAGCAGCUAGAUUGAGUACUUUACUUUGCGUUCAACUUGGAGUUUUUGAAAGUGCAGAGGCAAUUUGUAGAGAUUUGAAAUCUACCUUAACUUUUGUUGCUAAUGAUACUGCAGCAUCUACGAAUGCACGUUCUGAAUGUUGUUGGGCAUUAAGCAUGAAUCAGUUUUUGUCUGGUAACGAUGCAGCUGAUACACUUGAUAUUGUUCAAUUAUUAUCUGGCAUUUUUUCUGGUUCAUAUUUAAAAGGGAAUGGUACAAUAGCAGCAGUUUCUGCAGAUGUAGCAGCACUUCAUGCAGCAGCAAUUUCAUCAUGGACCCUUCUCUUAACUGUCAUGACUUCUGCAGAAAUAUAUAAUCUGCUUGCCAGUGAUAGAAGCAAUAAUUACAUGCCCUCUCUCAAUAGACUACGUGAAUUAUUAGAAUCGCCACAUCUCGAUGUGAGGUUAUCUGCAGGUGAAGCUCUUGCUGUGAUAUUUGAACUUGGUCGUGAUUUUUCCUACGAUUAUGAGCAGGAGUGGGCAGUUGGUCUUAUUGAUGUACUCAAAGAACUAGCUACAGACUCUAAUAAAUACAGAGCAAAGAAAGAUCGUAAACAACAAAGGGCUAAUUUCCGAGAUAUAUUACGAUAUGUGGAGGAAGAUAUUGUUCCAGAAAUGCAUGUUAGAUUUGGACAAGAAACGUUAUAUUUAGAAGGCUGGUGUGCUCGUACUCAAUAUAAUGCUUGCUGUCGAUUACUUGGUCCUGGCAUAAACAUCCAUCUAGCAGAAAAUCAGUUAUUGCGUGAAAUUUUCCAUCUAGGUAAUAAAGUAUUGCCUAUAACGUCUCAAAAAACGACUAAAUUAGAGAGAACUUUAAUGAAUGCAGCUGCUUUCAAAGCGCGCACUAUUUUACGCAAUAAAACUAGGGAUAAACGAUUUGCAGCCAUGGCACCAUAACUUCCAAGUAUUAAAUUUUUCUAUAUAAAAAAUUUGUUCAAUUUAAUCAAGUACGAUUUUUUAUUUAUUGUAUCUACUCAACAGUGGUAGAUUAUUAUGAAACGUUUCAUUUUUUUCGUAAUAUAGGUUCAUAUGAAGUUAAAUAAAUCAUUGAAUUUUAAACUAUUCACAAAAAAUUAGAAAUGUGAUUAUUUUGUACAAUUAAUAUUCUGUAUAUACAAUAACAGAUUUAUAUUUAUAAAAUUUCGGGUAUAUUAAUAACAACUGCACGUUUUAUUGUUCCAAGAGUUGAAAAAUUAUUAUAAUUUGAUUAAUUUCUUAAUUGAAAUUUAAAGGCAUUAUACUGAUAAUCGUAAAAAUUUAUAGCAUAUUUUAUAAUGUUUAAUAUGAUGUGUUUUAACUUUAUAGUCAAGUUAAAAUAUUUUAAUAAGAAAAACUGAGAGGUAGAAUUAAAUAUUUACAUAGUUGUUGUUAAUUUAACGGUUGCGAUUCAAUUUGACUAAAUAAUCGUGUAUAAUUAUAAUGUUGUAUGAAGUAUUUGUAUUCAUUGUACAUAGUGACGUAUAUUAUAACGAUGAUCGUCAAAACAGAAAACGAAGGAUAUAAAUAAAAGUAGUACCUCAGA
Messenger RNA from Vespa velutina, 2171 nucleotides. It is a transcript of the gene Ifrd1, whose product is annotated as interferon-related developmental regulator 2. The transcript is spliced from 6 exons. The record is from RefSeq and is a predicted model, not a curated record. Lineage: Eukaryota; Metazoa; Arthropoda; Insecta; Hymenoptera; Vespidae. Bases 236 to 1546 code for a protein of 436 amino acids.